Molecule: messenger RNA, 3903 nt
Organism: Belonocnema kinseyi
Lineage: Eukaryota; Metazoa; Arthropoda; Insecta; Hymenoptera; Cynipidae
Exons: 11
Coding region: 29-3322 (1097 amino acids)
Molecular function (GO): UDP-glycosyltransferase activity
Source: RefSeq, a predicted model, not a curated record
ACUACGUGUUUUAAAAGUGCAUUACAACAUGAAUGAAGUUAAAUUUUUUAUAAUAUUAUUAAUAAUUUACUUCCUCAAAACGGACAUUGACGCGUACAGGAUUUUAGGUGUCUUUGCUUGGUCCUAUAAAAGUCAUAAUAUGCUAUUUCAAACCUUAAUGAAAAGUUUAGCAAAACAAGGCCAUCAAGUGGAUGUUAUUUCACAUUAUGAGUUGGAAAACCCUCCAGAAAAUUAUAGAACAAUACUCAAUUUAGCAAAUUUAGAAGUUGUACUUCCUGAAGUCCAGUUUGAUUCGGUUGAAAAAACAAAAGAUAACACAGAUGACAUGAUUGCCAGCGCAGAGAAAGGAAUGGCUCUCUGUGCACUACUGUCUCAUGAGAAGAUGCAACACAUUCUUCGAAACCCUCCGAAAAAUCCGGGAUAUGAUCUCAUCAUCAUAGAGGGCGAGGGAUUAUGUUGCCUCUACGCCUUAGGUCCAUUUUUCAAUAUACCUCUAAUCACAAUAACUGCCAGUAAAGAAUUUCCAUGGGUAUCAGAAUUAGCUGGAAAUCCCAGAUCUACAGCUUUUUCCCCAAUGCAUUUGUUAGGGAAAACUGAGAUUAAUACAUUUUUGGAUCGUCUCUUAAACACCGUACAAAGCUUCAUUUAUACAUACAGAUAUUACUCUCUGACGGAAAAGCAAACUGAAAUAAUUCGAAAAUAUUUGGGGCCAGAUCUUCCCUCGGUUAGAGAGGCUGAAAAAAUGGUGGCUUUAACUAUAGUUAAUACACAUCACAGCAUACAAGGUAUUAGACCAACGACACCAGCUUUCAUUGAAGCAGGAGGACUGCACAUAGAGGAGACACACGCCAAUUUCACCACAGAACUCAAACAAUGGAUGGAUGAAAGCAAAGAUGGCGUAGUUUACUUCUCAUUAGGAACUGCAGCUACACUAGAAUCACUUCCAAAGGAGAAAGUAUCAGCAAUUUACUCAUCAUUCGCCAAAUUCGCACCGAUAAGGUUUUUAAUCAAAGCAAGAGAAGGAAAAAUCCUUCCACCUGGAGUUCCGAAGAAUGCCAAGACUCUGACUUGGAUUCCACAAAUGGCUGUUCUAAAUCACAAUAACACAAUCGGAUUUAUCACCCAUGGUGGGCUUCACAGUAUUGAAGAAGCCAUUUAUUUUGCCACGCCGGUCAUUGGAGUUCCAUUGUUUAUUGAUCAAUAUCAAAACGUAGAGAUAUUAGUUAAUAAAAAUAUGGGUGUCCAAUUAAAUUACGAUGAAAUUACUGAACCCAUAUUGACUGAAGCACUAACAAAGAUAUUGAGGGAUUCAAAAUACAGAGAAGCUGCGAAAUAUCAUUCACGCCUUUUUCGAGACAGACCAAUGAGCCCAAUGAAAACUGUUAUCUUUUGGAUAGAAUAUGUAAUAAGGAAUGGUGCAGGGCCUUUAAGAUCACCAGCUUUAGACCUUUACUGGUGGCAACAGGAACUGUUAGAUGUAUAUGGAUUUUUAUUACUUUGUUUUAUAUUACCACUUUAUUUAAUUUUUAUUCGAGUAAAAUUGAUUGUUAAAAAGCAUACUGCUAAAUAUUCCAAUUUGACAAAACAAAAGGUAUGCUUCCUUGUUCGGAGUAAAAUGAGGCAAGGAGUGGGGGCGAGCGAACGAAGGAGAAAUCGGAAAACGAGAAGUGUCUUAGAGAGAAGUGUCGCAGAGUCUACUUCCACUUUAAAGCUAAGAAUACAUUUUUUCAUAGUGAAAUUAACAACAAAGAUGAAAUCCAUCCAGUAUUUCGUAACACUAUUAAUAUUGUUUCUCACAACAGAAAUCAGUGCAUACAGAAUCCUUGGUGUAUUUCCGGUUGGAUACACAAGUCACAACAUUUUAUUUCAAUCGCUGAUGAAGGGCUUGGCUAGGCGAGGCCAUCAAGUGGACGUUAUUUCGCAUUAUGAACCCAAAGAUACACCUGAAAAUUAUAAAACAAUUCUCAAUUUGGCAACCAUAAAUGCUGAUACCCCUAAGUCAACAUUUGAUUCAAUUCAAGAACCAAUCGGUAUCUUUAAAGAUACGGUAAAAACUAGUGAAAGGUUGUUAGGAUUUCAUAUUUGUGAACAAAUGGCUCACAAAGAAAUACAACAGAUUAUUAAGAAUCCUCCUACUGAUCCAGGUUACGAUAUCGUCAUCACAGAGGGUUUAGCAGCGAACUGCUACUAUGCUUGGGGUCAUAUUUUCAAUGUACCUGUAGUAUCUAUCACAGCCAGUAUGGAACUUCCUUGGGUUGCCAAUAAUGUUGGAAAUCCUUUGUCAACAGCUUUUUUUCCGACACUUCCAGUAGCUAAAUUGGAGAUUAAAACCUUUUGGGAUAGACUGCAAAACACGUUGCAAGCUAAAAUUGCUAUUUACAGAUUUCUUUCUUUUACUGAAAACCAGUCAGAAGUAAUAAAAAAAUACUUAAGUCCCAAUAUCCGAAGUAUUAGAGAAGCUGAAAGAAUGGUUGCAUUGACUUUAGUGAAUACGCAUUACUCAAUGCAGGGUGUUAGACCAACCACACCAGCAUUUAUCGAAAUAGCUGGGUUGCAUAUAGAGGAAGACGAAUCCAAAUUGACCAGAGGGUUGAAAAGGUGGAUGGAUGAAAGUAAGGAUGGUGUUGUCUAUGUCGCACUCGGCACUACAAUGCCAUUAGAAAUUCUUUCAAAAAAAAUACUGCAAGCAAUUUAUUCGUCAUUUGCAAAACUUGCACCAAUUAAAGUUUUGAUGAAAAAAUCCAGAGGACAUAAAUUUCCACCUGGCCUUCCAAAGAAUGUUCUCACCAUGCCAUGGAUUCCACAAAUUCCCAUUCUAGGACACAAUAAUACAAAAGUGUUUAUAACGCAUGGAGGUAUCCAUAGUGUUCAAGAAGCUAUUUAUUUUGCCGUUCCCAUCAUUGGUAUUCCAGUGUUUUAUGAUCAAUAUCUGAAUAUCGAAAUUGCAGUCAAGAAAAAAAUGGGUAUUCAAUUGAUUCACGAUAAAAUUACUGAAGAGUCACUGGAUGAGGCACUAAUGAAAAUAUUAACAGACCCCAUAUAUAGGGAAGCUGCAAGAAAUAGUUCAAAACUUUUUCGAGAUCGGCCAAUGAGUCCUAUGGAUACUACAGCCUUCUGGAUAGAAUACACCAUGAGAAAUGGAGCACAACCUUUACGCUCACCCGCACUUGAUUUAUAUUGGUGGCAAACAGAACUCUUGGAUGUUUACGGAUUUUUGUUAUCCUGCUCUCUAAUAACAAUUUAUCUAUUUUACAUUAUGAUAAAAGCCGCUUUUAAAAUGUGUUUUGGAAAAAAUCCCAAACCACAAUUAAAGAGAGACUGAGAAUCAGAUCCAAAUCCAAACCAGUGACUUGGAGAUGGUGGCGUCAGAAAAUUGUAUAUUUUACAUGAAAUAAGAUAAACAUAUUUUUAGAAACCUGAAGCAGUGAAUAACGUUAUGAAGAAAAGACAAUUUUUUUAGAUUCCUGAUACUUAAAAUGGAAAUUAUAGUUUACGUCAUUUUGUUCGCAUUCAAACAGAUGUGACGUCACUAUGCUAUACAGAUGAUCACCAAUCAGACCACUUUAGCCGCCAUGUUACUGCUCAAAAUGUUGACCAAUCAGAUUUCGCAGCUUUCUACUUCUCAGCUGAUCCAGCUGAUUGUCUAUACUCUAAACUAACCUAUACAUUCUUAGAAAAAUAAAAAAAAACGAAGUGUCUAAACGUACGAAGUAUCCCUUAAAAUUAGCCAGCGACUUGGCUGGGCCCUAAUGACUGAUCACAGAAAUAAUUUUGGUCAAAUCCCUACCUCUCUUGAACGUCUAGUCGUUGACUAAUUUUACGGAAAAUUCGGUACGUUUAGUCACUGGCUAGAAAAAAUAAAUCGAUUUGAAAAUCAACGAAUGUCCUAAAGAAGGUAAUUAG